Hyla sarda is the source of this 607-nucleotide messenger RNA. RefSeq names its product DnaJ heat shock protein family (Hsp40) member C19 (gene DNAJC19). The record is from RefSeq and is a predicted model, not a curated record. The transcript is spliced from 6 exons. Lineage: Eukaryota; Metazoa; Chordata; Amphibia; Anura; Hylidae. Gene Ontology annotation, molecular function: ATPase activator activity. Gene Ontology annotation, biological process: protein import into mitochondrial matrix. Gene Ontology annotation, cellular component: PAM complex, Tim23 associated import motor. Bases 155 to 502 code for a protein of 115 amino acids.
ACGGUUCUACUUAACUUCCGACCGAUUUUACCCUCUUUGCCUGUACUGGGCGGGGCUAAUACCGGAAAGGGCGGUCUCCAGGUGUGAAUAUUGGUCGAGAUUCCCUGGCGGGCAGGGGGCAUGGUGUCCCGGAGGUGACGCGGCGCCUGUCAGCAUGGCGAGCUCGUUGAUCGCAGCCGGCCUCACCAUCGCGGUAGCAGGAUUUGCAGGACGUUACGCCUUACAGGCCUUCAAACACCUGGAGCCGCAGGUCAAGAAGGCGAUCCAGACCCUGCCGCAGUCGGCAUUUGCCGGUUACUACAAAGGAGGAUUCGAACCUAAAAUGACCAAAAGGGAAGCUGCGCUGGUCCUGGGAGUAAGCCCCACAGCAAAUAAAAUGAAGAUCAGAGAAGCUCAUCGGCGGAUAAUGCUGCUCAAUCACCCGGACAAAGGAGGAUCUCCUUAUAUCGCCGCCAAAAUCAACGAAGCAAAGGAUUUGCUGGAUGGUCAAAUGAAGAAAUAGAACGCGAGCGACCGAUCCGACUCUGGACUAUAUAAUUUUACCUCCCAAAAAUAUUUUGGGAUUUUUUUGGGACGUGAUUUGUCAAUAAAGCUGAAUGAACGGAAA